Messenger RNA from Solanum tuberosum (potato), 411 nucleotides. RefSeq lists its product as uncharacterized. Bases 1 to 411 code for a protein of 136 amino acids. The transcript has 2 exons. The record is from RefSeq and is a predicted model, not a curated record. Gene Ontology annotation, molecular function: nucleic acid binding. NCBI's taxonomy places the organism in Eukaryota, Viridiplantae, Streptophyta, Magnoliopsida, Solanales, Solanaceae.
AUGGAUGCUCACACUUUUACAGUGAAUGCCAAUAGAAUAGAUUGGGAAGGGAAGUUAGAUGAUGCUCUAUGGGCAUACCGGACAGCUUUGGAAACACCCAUUGGUAUGUCACCGUGUAUGUUGGUGUUUGGAAACGCAUGUCAUCUUCCUGUGGAACUGGAACAUAAAGCUUUGUGGGCACUUAAAAAGUUAAACUUGAAUUGGAAUGAAGCAGCGAACUUGAGAUUAGAUCAAAUCAAUGAAAUUGAUGAAUUCUGUUUGAGAUCUUAUGAGCGAUUUGCGCUGUAUAAGAAAAGGAUGAAGUUGUAUCACGAUAAACACAUUGAGAAGAGCACUUUUAGCCCUGGUGACUUAGUGCUACUUUUCAACUCGAGGCUUCUUCUAUUUCCUGGGAAACUGAGAUCCAAAUAG